AGAUAUUGAUAAAAGAUCUGAAAAAUAGUACAGUCUAUAAUGAAACAGUUAAAGAAAUAGAAAACAAAGAGAAGGAGAAGGCAGCUAGAAUGGAAGAUGGUGAAUUGACUGAUAGUAGUACAGAUAAUAGAACCCCAACAUUAAGUCCUAGUCCUGUAAGAUGCACUUCUUUUCGGUCAUUGACUUUAAGCCCACCUUUGGACAAGACAGAAAGUAAAACAAGUCCUCAGAAAGGGGAAGUAACAGCAAAAAACGAUUUGAGAUUAAUUUUGAGAGAAAAAGAAAAGAAAAGAUUAGGCGAUAUAGACAAAAGAUUAGACGGGACAGAAAAACCGAAGUUAUACAUGGACAGUGAAUAUAAAGAAAAAGCAUACAAUUACAGUAGUAAAAGUACAAAUAAAGAUAGCAAACAUGGUCAAAACUGUCAUUCUCAAGAAAGAAGGAGAUCUGAAUCCCGUACACGUAUAAAUUUGCGUAGAAGUAGAAGCAGAGGAAGAGAUAAACGGAGAGACAAGAGUAGAGAUAGGUGUCAUAGUAGUCGAAGCAGCGAUAGACGAGAAUCUUUAAAAUGUAGAGAACGGCGCAGACAUAGGAGUCGCAGUGAUGAUAAAAGCAGAGAUAAAUAUAUACGAGGUCGUAGCAGAAGUAGAAGUAGGGAACGGAAGGAACGAAUAGAAAUCGAUAAAAAGAAAUUGCUGGAGAUAGCAAGGAGAAAUGCAAUAAACAUGAUUAAGCAAGGAACAUUACCAUUGGUACAGCAAGAUAAAGCUAUUGCCGCGAUACAAGCUGGAGGGAAAACGGUAGAUGAACUCACAGGUACGUGUAUUGAUAACAUAAAAUUAUUAGUUUUAUUAAUAUAUAAAUAA
Molecule: messenger RNA, 866 nt
Organism: Ceratina calcarata
Lineage: Eukaryota; Metazoa; Arthropoda; Insecta; Hymenoptera; Apidae
Product: pre-mRNA-splicing factor 38B
Exons: 2
Coding region: 90-866 (258 amino acids)
Source: RefSeq, a predicted model, not a curated record